This is a messenger RNA of Aspergillus calidoustus, 1671 nucleotides long. The record is from the annotation of a GenBank genome assembly. NCBI's taxonomy places the organism in Eukaryota, Fungi, Ascomycota, Eurotiomycetes, Eurotiales, Aspergillaceae.
AUGGCCGUCCUCCACCAAUAUGACUACAUCUUUGCGGUAACCACUAUAUUCGCGUUCCUCGAUGCCUGGAAUAUAGGAGCCAACGAUGUAGCCAACUCUUUUGCCUCUUCGGUCUCCUCGCGCUCCCUGACGCUCAAGCAGGCGAUGCUCAUCGCCGCCUGCAUGGAGUUCUCAGGUUCUGUCGCGGUGGGAUCGAGGGUUGCCGAAACAGUCCGAGAAAAGAUCAUCGACCCGCACCUCUACGACGCCCAACCCAGCGUGCUCAUGCUUACCAUGAUGUGUGCGAUUUUCGGAUCCUCGACCUUUCUGACUAUCGCAACCAGGUUCGGCCUCCCUGUCAGUACAACACAUUCCAUCAUCGGCGGCCUCGUCGGCGCCGGGACGGCCUCGGUCGGGAUUCACCAAAUCCACUGGGGCUGGCACGGGGUUUCUCAAGUCUUUGCGGCCUGGGCCAUAGCUCCCGGUAUUGCGGGCGCUUUGGGAGCGACCUUGUUUCUGAUCACAAAGCAUUUCGUUCUCUCGAGCAAGUACGCCGUGCACAGGGCUCUCUUUUCAAUUCCGAUCUAUACUUUCAUCACCAUCGGGCUGUUGACGAUGCUUAUUUUUUGGAAGGGAAUACAGCUGGACGUCGAGCUCAGUGGCUGGCAGAUUGCGGUAGCUGUGGUCACCGUCGCAACGGGCGUCACCCUUCUUGAAAUCCUAUUCCUCCUCCCGUACCUCUGGCGUCGAGUUAUGAACGAAGACUGGCAACUGAAAUGGCAUGAUAUCUGGCGCGGCCCGUAUCUUCUCAAUCGUCCCCUACCAAGCCCACCACCGCCUGGUCGGACAAGCCUCAACAUCAAAGACUACUACCGCGGCCACCUCACCCAAGAAGAAUUAAAAUGUCUUCGCGCGUCCGAACACCUGCUGCAGUCGAUUCAAACGGCGAACGGUUACAAUGAUCCGGAAAGGCUGGAGGGGACUACAACGGAAUUAGUUGAUGGCGUCCCGCCUCGACCAACGGGGCCGUGGAACAGCUGGCCCGUCAUAUGGUGGCGCAUUCAGCGAAUCAUUUACCACGGUCUCGAGCAAGAUGUGAUCAAAGCCCAGCAGCGGCAGACAAUCUUGACGUGGGACAUCCAGGACAUGCAUGCACGGGCAUCGCGAUUCGACAACCGCGCCGAGUACAUGUAUAGUUCAUUGCAGAUCCUGACAGCGGCGACAGCUUCUUUCGUCCAUGGUGCCAACGACGUGGCCAAUGCGAUUUCUCCUUUUGCCACAACGUACCUUGUCUGGCAGAGUGGAAGAGUGGAGAGUGAAGUACCGGUCCCAAUCUGGGUGCUAUGCUUCGGGGGAGGCGCCAUCGUGCUGGGUCUGAUGACGUACGGAUACCAUCUCAUGCGCAACCUCGGAAAUCGCCUUACGCUCAUGUCGCCAUCGCGCGGUUUCUGUAUGGAGUUGGCCAGUGCCAUGACGAUUUUGCUCGCGACACGACUCACCCUUCCAGUAUCAACGACACAAUGUAUAGCUGGUGCUUCUAUAGGCGUCGGCCUGGCGAACGGCGACUGGCGAUGUAUCAACAUGCGCCUGGUAGGCUGGAUCUACUUCGGCUGGGUCAUCACAGUCCCAAUUACGGCGCUUAUAUCUGGGAUGUUGAUGGGGUUGAUCCUGAACGCUCCGAGAUGGUCAUAG